Messenger RNA from Camponotus floridanus (Florida carpenter ant), 4380 nucleotides. Its product is annotated as nuclear-pore anchor-like. The transcript has a single exon. Bases 69 to 4370 code for a protein of 1433 amino acids. Lineage: Eukaryota; Metazoa; Arthropoda; Insecta; Hymenoptera; Formicidae. The record is from RefSeq and is a predicted model, not a curated record.
UAAAAAAACAAAAAAAGAUAGAAUCCGUGAUAAAACCUAGUUUUCGAGUUUUAGAAAAAGAAAUUACAAUGUUGACAAAGAAACUAAGUAAACUCGCUGAUAAAAAGGUACAAGAAGCCGCAGGCGACGAAAGUACGAGUCAGGAAAAAUCAAAGACAUCGGAAGACUCCAAAAAAGAUUUGGAUCAUAAGAAGAAAAUAGAUGAUUCAAAAAAACGCAAACAGUCUGAAAUUUCUCCAGUAAAACAAGAGACGAAAACUGAAAAAUUUAUUUAUCAUCAACCACAGAUUAUGAGUCCUGGCAGUACCGAAUACGAAGAUCCAUUCGAAAAACCGAUGAAAUCGAAAGCGGAAUCUCGUCAAAAAGUUGCAAAGCAUAAACAAACAAGUAGCCAUGUGAGAGCAAAAAAACAGACGCAGAAAGAACGCAAAAAACAAAUCGUACAGGAUCCAGAGCUCGAAAAACGCAAGGAUGCCGCAAGUAAGGAAAGCAGCAGAUCAAAAAUCGAGAAGGCUGCUAAAUUAUCAUCACGUACGUAUAAAUUAGCAGCCAUUGGCCGUAAAAAGCAUGUUUCGGAGGAACUCAGCACGAGUACAAGUUCCGAUCGAAUAAACGGUAAAAAGGAUUCAUUCGUUAGUCGAGAUCCUGACAAGAGAAGCGCAGGAUCUUCAGAGAUUUCAUCGAAUCACGUGGAUCAACGAAAAUCAAAACAAAAACUAGAUCAUGUGAGUGAAAGAUUCUCUGACGAUUUUGUAACAGAACCACAGAGGAGAGACAUCGAUCAACAAAUUGCGUUUCAUUCAACGAUGGAUAUAAGCACACAUGAAAAGGACACUACAAGCGAUAAAAAAGACAUCAAAAUAAUACAAUUUUCAGAUGAUUUUACAACGGAAACACAAACGAAAGACAUGGAACAUCAAACUGCUAUUGAAAGUGAAAUUGGACACAGUGCAUCUUCCGAUAUUGACAAAGAUCAUGUAACAUUGAAAGAAAUCGUCGAAGAUAUCACAUUUAUUCAAGAUCUAAAAUAUACACAACUAGAUAGUGAUAUUAUAUUAGAUGCAAAGAAACAACAAUUUGAAACGUCUGAUAUAGAAGAUUUGGAUGACAGCAAAAAGAGUACGAUGCCUUUAGAUUCUUCUGCCUCAGAAACAUUAAAAGAACAACAAAUAGAGAAGCCUUCACAUAUUGAUAAAAGUGAUAUCGAAGAAAAAAUAGCUUACGUGACUGAAAGACAUGAGAAAGAAGCAGAAAAAUCUUUGCAUGAAAUUGAAAGAGAAAUGUUAGAAAAAGAAAAAAUUACGGUAGAAAAUGAUACAAAUGAAUUAAAGAUGUUAGAAGAUACCGAAAAAGCUACGAAGAAGGAAGAUACAUCGGAACAAUAUAUAAAAGAUGCGAAAGUAUCGAGUGAUGUAAUAGAGCAUCACGUAGAACAAAUAGAAGAAUAUAAGAAAGACGAAUUGUAUAGCGACACUAUCGCACCAUUAUCGAAAAUGGAAAAAGAUUUAAAAGAUAUUAAAGAUGUUACACAUCCAAAAGAAGAAGAGAAAACUGUAUGUGAACAUGAAAAUGAUCAAAAAGAAGAAUUAAGUCAUGAGCCUAUAAAAGAACAGAGUGAAGAGAAAAUGCCUUUAGCAGAAAUUACAAGCGAUACUGAACAAAAAAUGAAAAAAUUAAUACCGAAAGAGAAUGGAAAAGAUUCAUCACAUGAAAUUAAAAGUGAUGAGAAAAUGAAAAUUAUAAAAUCAGAUACUGAGGAAUAUCAAAGUGUUGUGGAGAAAUCGGAAGAAAUUCCACAAGAACAUACGACUCAAGAUUCAGAGAGAAUAGGUAAAGAUAUAGAACCAACUGAAACAUUUGAAAAAUCAUUCGAUGUUAAACAAUCAUCUCAAUAUGAUUCCGUAAAUUUAACUGAUAUUCCCUGCGCAUUUUCAAUUGAUGAUAAAACAUUAAAGUAUAUUGACGAGUCUACUAGUCAAGAGGAUGAUUUAAGUCAAUCUGAAUCUGGUGAAAUAACAUGUAUUGUAAAGGAAGACACCGAGAUGGACAAACUGAAGCACUUUGAUGACGAUCUUAAAGCAAAGACAGAGAUUAAACGCCAAGAAAUUGAAAAAGAAUCGCAUGGACUCUCUCAAGAAAUAUCCACUUUGCAAGAAAUAAAAUUAAAAAAAACUAUUGAAGACGAGUCUCCCACAUCUUUAACAAAAUUAACUACUUCCAAAGAGGAAAUUACAGCUGAAGAACAAUUACAAAUUGAAUCUGCAAAAGGAAAAGAAAAAUCAUUUCUCGAACAAUAUGAAGAAAAAGCGGAAGAAAUCUCUGCAGUAAAGGAGAGACCUGAUGAAGAAAUAAAAAAGGUACUUGAUAAAGAACUUUCUACUGAUCAAUUGCCGAAAGAUACGGAUCUAGAAAAGUCAACUGCCAGUAAAUCAGAAAAAUUGGAUAAAUCUGCGACAGCUACCGAGAAUAUAGACGUUGCAGAAUCACGAGGCAAUGGAGAGCACCAAACAGACGUAAGCGUUCCAAUUUUUAGAAGCUUAAUUGAUGAUACAAUCGAUGUUUCGGAGGAGAGCGACUCAUCCAGUGAUAUUUCCAGGAAAACAACGCUGACCAUGAGACCCUAUGAUACUCCGCGCCAUCGGCAAAAGUGGCAACAACAGGAAAGCCUUGAAAUAGCCGGUAUGUCUGAAAUAAGAACUUUUAAAGAUGGAGAAGAUGCAAGAAUGGAAACAGAAGAAGAGGAUACAGGCAGUAACGUAUCGCUCGAUGAAAUUGAAAAUGUAGAAGAUUCGAUCGCGACGAUCAGUGACUCACAGGAAGAUAAAGAGGUAACGAUCAGUGAAUCACAGGAAGAUAAUAAGAAUAAAAAGGAUAGAAAUAUUGAGAUUACUACUACAUCCGACAAAAUUUCUUUCAACGGUGAAAAAAUUUUACCCGUAUAUGAUUUGGAAAAAGUAAAUGAGAAUAAAAUGGACAAAAAUAUUGAGUCAAGGUUUGAAGAAUCGGAAGCUAAUAUAAAAUCAGAUAUAAAAGAUUUAUUAACAACAAUUCAAGAUAAGGUUCUUUUAACUAUAAGUGUUAAAGAAUUAAACGACACGUUAAAAGAAAAUGUUAAAGAUGAAAUCGUUCCGAUAACAAAAGAAGAUGAGGAAUGUAAAAGUGAGAUUGCUACACCUCUUAAAAAGAUUGAAAAAGUUUUACAACAAAAUGGCAAAAGUGAAAUUAGAUCGUCUUUGAAGCAAACCGAGCAAAUAGAUUUUACAGAAGAUAGAAGAAGAGCCGAAGAUACCAAAGUAAAUAAAACAAGAGAAAAAAGUUCUCUGGAUAAAAUCAAAACUAAAGACAUCGAAGUAGACAAAAUAAAAAAUAAAGACAGUAAAAGCGGCACUUUGGAAAAGUAUGCUGGAAAAACGGAACUUUUCGAAGACUCUGCGAAGAAAAAAAGGAAACCUGAGCGACCGAAGAUGCCUUCGCCCGGAGAGAGAAAACGCAUUCUUGACGAAAAGACAAAAGAAAAAGCUACACCAAGUCAUUCUCAUCAUCGAUCUCGUAAAUCCAUCGAUUCAGAAAAGAAAUUUAGAGAUGACGGAUCGCAGAAACAACCAUCACGAAGCGAAGAGGAGCAUCUGCAAAAACAAGCGUUGCCUUCAAAAUCCAAAUUCAAGAAGGACAAGAAAUCUACAAUUCCCCCGAAAACUGGUGAGAUCGACACGAGUAAAACGCAAUCGAAAUACAUGGCCUGGUAUAAUAAGAAACGCGACGAGGCCGAGAAGAAGAGACUGGAAAAGAAGACGGAAGACGAGGACCAGUUACCGCGUUGGGUAAGUAGAGGUUUGAAACAAACAGCGAAGCAAAAAGAAAAGAAAGACAUAGAACACAAGACUCCAGAGAUGACUCCGCGUACGAGACGCAAGAUUAAGCCUUUAAUAAACGUCGAGUCCGAGCAGCUGAAGGCCAUCGUGCGCCAAGGACGACGCUUAAGAAAAGCCGAGGGUAAUCUCGAGGAGGAUCCGCCGAUCCAGAUAUUCGCCCGAACACCGCCGAUUUCUACGGACACCCAGCAUCGUUUGCUGCAACACUCGGAGUAUAAAUAUGAGAGGAUACCGCCGCCCUUUUACCUUCAUCCACCCCCGCCAGCGCCGCAUCCAUCGCCGCAACUAUCGCCGGAGAUAUCCCUUGAAACACAACCAUCCACAUCGCAAUAUGAGCAACCUGAAGAGCUGCGUUCGGAGAGCAUCGUUGCACCGGUCCAAAGUGGCACUCGUCUACGUCAUCAACAGCUUCUUGAAAAAAAAAGCGUUUUCGAUAUUGCAUACAGUGAAGCCGCGCCAUCGCAACUCCGAUCCGACAGUGCAACUCCACCGUCUUAAUUCUCUUGAA